AUGCCUGUGCUGAUCAAGGAGUGGAAUUCAGAAUUCAAUUUGAAGAAUGACCUUCUUCGGACUCUUCCUAUAUGGAUCAAAUUGCCUAUGCUUCCUCUCCAAUUAUGGGGUGCAUCCAGCCUGAACAAGAUAGGUAGUGCAUUGGGAAAUCCCUUGGUGACAGAUGAAUGUACCACUCACAAAUUGAGAGUUUCUUAUGCUCGAAUCUUGGUGGAGAUGGAUAUUACAAAGAAGCUACCAGAGGAGAUAACAAUCAAAGAUAAUAGUGGUCAAAAAAGGAAACAAGCGGUUGAAUAUGAAUGGCUCCCAAAGUAUUGUGAAAAAUGCCAACAAGUGGGACAUAAUUGUGGAGAGAAGCCUAAGAUAAAACAGUGGGUGCCAAAACCUAAAAAGCCUGAGUUACCUAAAACAGUUGAAGAGGAAAAGAAAGCUGAAGAGGAAAAGAAAGCUGAAGAUGGUAAAUAUGCAGAGGUAGUCUCAACACCUAAGCAUAAUGGAGGUGGAGAGGCUGAUGCUGGCAAUGACUGGACAAAAGUUCACAAGGCAGGAAGAGAUACAGGUAAGAAUCACCUUUUCCCUGACUCUGUUCAUCAAAUAGAUUGUCUAAAUGGAUUUGAAGCAGUAGGGCACCAUCAUAAUGGUAGAAUCUGGAUCCAGUGGGAUGAUUCUAAAGUGGAUAUUGGGCCUGUUAGGAGUUCUAGUCAAUACAUCCACUGUGGAGUGUAUGAUAGAAGGGGGAACUUGAAAUUUUGGAUGACUGCCAUAUAUGCUCUGAAUGAGUUGGAUAAGAGGAAAAAGCUCUGGAAAGACUUGAAGGAUAUACAAAAACACUAUGUGGGACCUUGGUGUGCUAUAGGUGAUUAUAAUAAUGUUGCAAAUGCAAAUGAUAGAGUUGGAGGAAAGAUGAUUGUGGAAGCUGAGUAUGCAGACUUUAAUGAUAUGCUAACUUCUACAGGGAUGUGUGAGAUGGAGAGCAAAGGUGAUUUCUUCACAUGGUCUAACAAGCAGGCUGAGAAUCCUAUCUAUUCUAUGAUAGACAGGUUAAUUUCUAAUACUGAAUGGUUUCAGGAGAAUACAGACCUUGUGCUUAAUGUCCUACCACCCCAUAUUUCAGGUCAUGCAAUGUUGUAUCUGAGUAAACCUGAUAUAGCAAGACAGAAAAAGAGAUUCAGGUUCAAUAAUAGCUGGAUAGAUAUUGAGGGGUUCCAGGAUUGUGUGAAGCAAAGCUGGACUAAACCUAAGAGGGGGAGGCCCAUGGAAAUUCUUUAG
Messenger RNA from Vicia villosa (hairy vetch), 1269 nucleotides. RefSeq lists its product as uncharacterized. The transcript has 2 exons. The record is from RefSeq and is a predicted model, not a curated record. Bases 1 to 1269 code for a protein of 422 amino acids. Lineage: Eukaryota; Viridiplantae; Streptophyta; Magnoliopsida; Fabales; Fabaceae.